Messenger RNA from Acanthoscelides obtectus, 2219 nucleotides. The record is from the annotation of a GenBank genome assembly. NCBI's taxonomy places the organism in Eukaryota, Metazoa, Arthropoda, Insecta, Coleoptera, Chrysomelidae.
ACUAUGUAAAAGUGUUUUAUUCAUUAUUUUCCUUGAUUCAUGAAAAACAAAUCAAUUCAAAUUUAAAAUGUACGUAGGUGGGGUCCUUUUCAACGAACGCAUAAAUGGAGAAACAUAAACAAGGCUUUUCCAAAUGAAAAUACACGGUACAAUCAUGUUUUUAUUUGAAUAGUGACCUUGUGGAUGUCUUCCGACCGUCUUCGUCUGUCAUUCGUCCGGCCUUUUAUGAUUUACGACCAGUCUGGAACCGGACAAUUUCAUUGGUAAAAAAAGUAACCGUUCUCCAUUUGAAGUUGUUUUUGUUUUGGCAGUUUGACGUUAAGUGCGGUCAAGGCAAUAUUGAUUUUUCUGAAGCCGAUAUGGAAGAACUAAGGGGUUAUUUGAAGACAUUUGGCUACCCCCUGGUGGAUAGCAUGAGUGAAGAUCAGUUUUUGGCAAUAUUCCAUAAAUCCAAUAGGUGUUUUUUGGUGUCCUGGCUGCUACAGUUACUAGAUGACAAAUCUGAGAGGUACCCACAGACUGAAGAAGCCCUAGGCCAGAAGUUGUAUCAAUUUGGGUUUUUGAAUGAAUUUGAAAAGGAUUUAUUCAUGAAGGGAAAGUUGAAUCCUGCAAGACAGUUUGAAAUACUCAUCACAAUCUUCAAGCACAUAUGCAUUCAAAGUUCAGACGUGGCAGAAACAACGGAUGACAUUGAUUUGAAGUUCUUGACUACCCAGGACUUAAAUCUAUUUCCAAGUUAUGGUGGCAUCAAACUGUAUGAAGAAGGCAGUGAGACAUUCUUGGAGGAAACAGAUACUCUACUGACAAAGGAAGACAUUGCAAUAGAUUUCAGUGAAAUAAGUCGCAUGCUGAAUGAUAUCAGAGAAUGUUUGCCAGAAGUGAAAUAUAAAGGAGAGCAAUUGAAGGAACAAGAUAGGCAUACCAAGACUGAGAUCAAAACAGACCCAAGAAGCUUUGAAGUUAUACAUAAGUGUAAUGAGAACAUCAAGAUUAUCAAGCAGUUUUUGGAAGAUGUAGAUGUGCUAGAUCACUUUUUGCGAGAUAACAAUGUCGAUUCAACCUCCCCGUCUUUGUUAGCAAGCUGUGAUGGACAGAUACGCAGGCUGAAAAGUUUACUAGAUCUGACCACAGAAAAUAUGAUUGAUGGUCUUCUGCACAGCACCUGGAAUUCAAAAUUCGUGUGUCGUGUCUGAAUGAAAGGAUCUUCCAUGCAAAGUUCAUUUGUACGUAGAAAUACGAAGUAAAGCGCGACUGUGAUACCUUGGAUUUGUGAGAAAAAUGCAAUGAGCUGUUUUUUUAUAAUGAAAUUAAGGUUAUACAGAAAGGCCCCUCGACGAGAGAUACAAAAGGUUUUGCUGGUUAACUUUUUUUUUAAACGUCAUAGUUCGAAAAAACACUUUUUUAGAUAGAUGAAUUAUUGGUGAAAAUGGUCCAGAAAAAUUGUUGGAGUUGAAGAUCUUCAAAAUAAGACUUUUCAUGGUCAAUUUGCCAUAACAGUUGAUUUGAAAAUCGCCAGGAAUUCAUUAAAAAAUCCUCAACUGUUUCUGCGAUUUUCUAAUUGUUAUAAGUUUUUUGUUAGAAAAUUUCCCUUUUUUGAGGAGCUGUCCAACGAAUGUGGAUCAAUCGAAUGACCUCAUAUUCGUUAAAUUUUUUUUAUUGUUUUUUGGCCCCCAAAAAAGUUCAUUUUUUGUUAGGUUGUUCGAAAACUUUUUGCGGUUUUUAACCUUCAAAUUCAAAGGAGCAUAUCUCAGCUUUAACAAAACUUUAUUAAUAAAAAUAAAAACCAUUAGAAUCAGUACACUUUUGUCAAAAAUGAACAAGCUUGUUUAUGCCGCUAACGUACAAAUCCGGAGUUUUGGAGGCGAUGAACUCAUUGAUGGCAUUUUGGGCGUCGUCAUGGUUAUUGAAGCAUUUCUUGCGAAUGACGUUGUCGAGUUGUUUAACCCUUUGAGGCCGAAUUUAUUUAUUUAAAUAAAAAAACAAAAUGAAGAGUGUAACUCUGUUUAUUUAUAUUUUACUUAGUUUUUAAGAUCGCAGAACCAAUGGAAAAUAAUCAGGAUUAUCCUGCAGGACAUGGUCUUCCUGAAUUACCAGUAGGAAACUAACAUAAAAAAUAGGUCAUGGUAACAGCAACAAAAGCAGGCGAAUACUUAAUAUAAAUAGCAUUAUUUGGUAUGGUAAGCGGCAAAACAGUUUUUGUCGUGUUUUAUACAUAGUCC